AUGAGCACCAUGUUUACCCGAGCUAGUUUCACGCGUGGGAUUCGCUUGUACUCAAGCCAAAACAAUGAAGGGGCUCUGUUUUUGUCGGAUUUGAUGAAAAGAAUCGACACCAUCAACGCCAGAACCAUGAAGUUGAAGGACGUCAAACAGAACAAGCCAAAGGCUUCAAAGCACACACAAAAGGCUGAAAAGUCUCAGAAGCAGGCCCUGAGCUCAGAAAAGAAGACAAAGAAUAACCAAAAAACUCAAGCGCCUCGCAAGACCCAAGGUGUGUUUGAAGGUCAAAGUGCCAAAAUUUCUGUGAAAGACCAUCCGUUGAGCAGAAACACAUUCAAGUUGAUGGACGAGUCCAACUUCAGAAAGAACGCUGCUUCUAGAAACCCAGAAUCUAGAAACUCCAAACCCAAGCAGACAUCCGAGGCUCCAAGAAGAAGACCUCAAGCCAGAAGACGUCCAGCCUCCAAACCUUCUGCUGGUGCUUUGUCUCCUUCUUCCUCUUCUAAUAUUGUCAGUAAGGAACUAGUUGCAAGCCCAUUAAAGCCAUCCAUUUCCGGAGAUGCAUUCUUCUAUGGAAAGCCAACAACUUUGACUACGUGUACUACUUCAAGAGUCGCUGCUGUGGCUAAGGAAACAUUGCUUGAGUCCAAAUAUCCAUAUAAAUUGCCUAAAUCCAUCAUUGACAAGUUGGAUGAUUCUUUCACGGGUAACAGAUUCCUUUUGCAAAAGGACUACACUUUAGAUGUGGACGUGGCCACUUUCGGAGACAAAAUCAAGAAAACAGUCAAGGGUGAAGUUGAAAACAUUAGCAUGGGCGAGAAGCCAACCACCUCUUCCGUCUUUACGGCAACUCAGUUGAUGAGGAACGGCGACUUGGAUAUAGCCCAGAAGCAGACAAUUUUCGAUGUUGCUUCAGGCUUGAAGUCAGCAAAACUGUUGGUGGAAAAUGCUGCGUGGAAUAAGUGA
Molecule: messenger RNA, 963 nt
Organism: Clavispora lusitaniae ATCC 42720
Lineage: Eukaryota; Fungi; Ascomycota; Pichiomycetes; Serinales; Metschnikowiaceae
Source: RefSeq, a predicted model, not a curated record